UUUUUGUUACUGUUUUCUCUUUUCCUGUGAUGCACUUCAUUAAUAGAAAAAUAAACGUGAAUACUUAUUAAUGAGUCUUAGUUCUUAUAUUUUGACUAGGCAUUGGGUAUUUAUAGAAUUAAGCAGUUGAUGGUUUUGUGCUGUUUGCCUCUUUACCAUUUCAGUUUUGUAUACCCCCUCCGUUCCAAAAUAUUAGUUGUUUUGGCUCUUCUAGGUGCAUAGGUUUUGUUAUGCAUCUGGAUAUAUGUUUUGUCUAGAUGCAUAACAAAAUCUAUGUAUCUAGAGAAGCCAAAACAACUAUUAAUUUGGGACGGAGGGAGUAGAUGAUUUGGAUAUCUUUAUAUACUGAGUAGAUCAUCACUUUUUGCUGAUUACUUGAAAGUGUUCGAUACUUUUUUUAUCAGAACUGAAAAUUUGAUGGUAGUAACAACGUUUCUGCUUAACCUUAGUGUAAGAUUGGGUAUAAUGCGUAGGAUGUAUUGCAUUGAGCCUCUAGGGUGAAUAUAUAGGAUUACAUGGCUUGCAGGGCAAGUAGUCUCUCCUAGAGAUAUGGAAGGUUAUCCCAGGAUUAUAAUCAAUCCUAAACUAACCAUAUCCGGAGUUGCGUAAUAUAACACUUAGAAAAGAUUGACAAAAGCACUGCAAUCAUGGAGUCAGAAACAGGUCGGCAACAUAAAUGCUCAGUUGGCACUUGCUCAACACAUUCUGUACAAUCUUGAAUUAGCCCAAGAUAAUCGAGAGCUGUCUCUUGAGGAAAAUUGGCUGAGACACAAUCUGAAAAGGCAUUGCUUGGUUCUGGCCUCCUUAGAUAGAACCAUUGCUCGCCUUCGCUCAAGAAUACAGUAUCUGAAUGAAGGUGAUGCAAACACAUCCUUUUUUCAUAAACAAGCUGGCUUCCGAUAGCGUAAGAACUUCAUUCCAAAACUUGUGGUGGAAGAUAGGGUAGUCACUACUCAAGAGGACAAGCACCGGAUCCUCCUGGAACAUUUUGAGGGAGAUCAUGGACAGGCAAGUGUUACUAACCUUGGGGAUUAGAGAAGACAAUCUGCCAUUAGGGAAGGAGUCUCUAUAUAGAACCCACAUGGGCCAUAUGGGCCUUUAGUGUAUAUGGGCCUUUGAUAUACUGCAACACCUUUAACAACAAGAACAAGAUCGAUAACGCUGGAAUUAGCCACUUUCCAUCGUGCAGGAAUUGAUCUUUCAGUUCAGGAUGUACCUUUUUCAGAGGAUGAGGUUUGGGCCACUGUAAAGGCCCUACCUGCUGAUCGGGCGCCGGGUCCUGAUGGUUUCACUGGCCGUUUCUAUAAAUCUUGCUGGCGGAUUAUUAAAGGUGAUUUGAUGGCAGCAUUGGUGUCUCUACAUCAAGGUGAUUUGAGGUAUUUGGAGUUGUUAAACUCAGCAUAUCUAGCUCUAAUCCCAAAGAAACCUGAGGCACUAGAAGCAAAGGACUACCAUCCUAUCAGUCUAGUUCAUAGUUUUGCAAAGCUGGUCACCAAGCUUUUGGCUAAUCAGUUGGCCCCGCUGCUGAAUAAUUUGGUCGCAACCAAUCAGAUUGCUUUCAUCAGGGGCAGGUGUAUACAUGACAACUUCAUGUUAGUACAACAGAGCAUCAAAGUACUUCGUCAUCGUAAGAUCUCAAGCCUAUUCUUAAAACUGGAUAUUUCUAAGGCUUUCGAUUCAGUGGACUGGUCCUUCUUAUUGGAAAUAUUUGUUAGACAGCUGUAUUAGGCCGGCCUCAUGGGCCUUUGGUGUUGUGCCGCACGGGCCUUGUGCCGUGUCACCGUGUGUUCACUUUGGGUAACCUAGGGUGAUUAGGACUAGAUUAGGCAAGGAUCUCCGCUAAUUGGUAUUGUUCUAUAAACCCUGGGACAUCCUUGCCUAUAUAUCUUGUACCUGUGCUUUGCACCCUAAUCAAUCUAUUAUCUUCUCGGCCAUAUUCGCUUUCAUGGUAUCAAGAGUCCAGGUUUCCCCUGUUAUUCUCCUCCUUCCGCUGCCCUAGCUGCCCGCCACCUUGGCUGCGCCCUUGGUUGGAACCCUCCCUCCUGCCGCCUGCGAUCAGGACGCCACUGACGCUGCUGCCGCCAAGGCCGCGCGCGAUGCCGCCCUGAAGGAAGCCGAAGCCGCGGAACAGGAGGCGGCUGCCGCCGGGCAGGAGCACGACGCCACCGCCACUCGAACGCGCGCCGCCGCUCGAUAGAAGGCCGCAGCCGCCGUUCCUGAUCCAGACGGCGCCCGCGCGAGCGACGACGCCCGCGACAGCAGCGACGUCGCCACGCCCGUCUCCGAUCCCGAUCGUGCCGUCUUCGACCACGCCGUGCUGCUCCAAUGAAGCCGCGGCCCUUCUCAACCUUCACGCCCAAGCCGUCGCCGUCAACAUCAAGAGCAUCGUCCACGUCAUCCAUGACGUCAUCUCCGGCAGUUAUGCGCAGUGGCGUGAACAGUUCGUCCUUGCCGUCGGCAAGUACUCCCUCCAGGACCACAUCUUCUCCAACGUCGCCUCGCCCGGGAAUCCCGACUGGGCGCGCAUGGACUGCGUCGUCCGGUCCUAGAUCGCUGGCACGAUCUCCCACGAUCUUGCCGACGCCGUCCUCGUGCGCAACUCCACUGCGCGCUCAGCGUGGCUCGCCGUCGAGACCCAGUUCCAUGGGAAUCGUGAGACACGCGCCCUUCAUCUCGAUGCCGCAUUCCGGAACUUUGUUCAAGGUGAUCUCUCUGUUACAGAUCACUGCAAGAAGUUCAAAUAGUUGGCGGCCAAACUUUGCGAGCUCGGCGAGCCCGUCACCGACCGCACGCUGGUGCUCAACGUGCUGCGCGGCCUCAACGAGCGCUAUGCCGCUCUCGGGAUGCAUCUCCACCGCGGCCGGUCGUUCCCCUCCUUCCUGGAGGUCAGGAACGAUCUUCUUCUGGAGUUCACCGCCGCCAACUGCGCCACCGCGCCCUCCACCGCCCUCGUCGCCUCGGCGCCCACAGCCUCCCGGCCUCCUGCGCCGGCCCCUGCGCCCAAGUCGGGCUCCCGCUCUCGGGGUGGAUCUGGGGGCUCCGGCGGCUCCUCCAAGUCCCGCCGCAGCAAGCGCGACAACGGCUCUGGCGGCGGCGCCGACGGCGCCACUUCUUCCAACGGCGGCGGCGGCGGCAUGGGGGCCUCUGCACCUCCACCGGGACUCCAGCGGCACUUGGGCCGUGGCCCUCCCUGCUGAACCCCUGCACCGGGUCCAUUCAUAUGUGGCCCGGCCAGUAGGGGUCCACUCCUCGACCCGGCCCGCAGCCGCAGCAGGCCAUGCUGGCCCAGCAAGCGCAAGCCCAGAUGCUGCAGGCCCAGCACGCCUAGUUUCUAGCCCAGCACGCCCGGUUGGUUUGGCUUAACUGAAUACCUUGAACUUUGGGACAUGUUGGCAAGUGUUUCUCUCAAUGACAAUGAAGACACUCAUAAGUGGAAACCUGAAGCCUCGGGUUUAUUUUUGACAAGAUCAGCCUAUAGGAAUUUUUUUACCGGCUCAAUCACCAUUGAACCUUGGAAGAAAGUAUGGAAGUCUUGGGCACCUGGGAAAUGCAAAACAUUUGUGUGGCUGGCUAUCCAGAAUCGUUGUUGGACUGCAGAUCGUUUACAAAAAAGAGGUCUUCCUCAUCCUGAGCGUUGCCCUUUUUGCGAUCAGGAGGAUGAAAACAUUCAGCACAUUCUCAUCUCAUGUGUUUUUGCAAGGCAAUUCUGGUAUGCCAUCUUGCAGCCCAUAAACUUGAGUCGGUUGACACCCACAAGGAGUGUGAAUAAUUUUGCUGACUGGUGGAAACAUUCUGAGAGGAGACUUCCUUAACAGCACAGGAAGGGUUUUAACUCCUUGUGUAUACUUGGGGCCUGGAUUCUUUGGAAGCAUAGGAAUGCUUGUGUGUUCGAAGGAGCUUCUCCAAACCUGCAGGUGGCGGUGCAAGCCUUCAAGGAGGAGUCCCACCUGUGGCAAUUCUUAGGGGCCAAAAAGCUUACUGCCCUAAGCCCCGAGAUGGGUAUGGUGCAGGCCUAGAAGAUGGUCAUGUUGUGGUCUGGUCCUAUGUUUCAUGUUUUUAUGUAUUAGUCUUUUAUCCUUGAUCUUUGCAUUCCUCACUCUAGUCCAAGGUGUGGAAUGUUUCUUUGUAUUUGGAGUAUUCUUUCUCUCUUAAUAUAAAGAUACGCAGCUCUCCUGCGUGCUCGAGAAAAAAAAACACUUAGAAAGUUCAUCACUUAGUUCUACAUUUGAGUACAAUUACAG
Panicum virgatum (switchgrass) is the source of this 4241-nucleotide messenger RNA. RefSeq names its product nascent polypeptide-associated complex subunit alpha, muscle-specific form-like. The record is from RefSeq and is a predicted model, not a curated record. The transcript has 2 exons. Bases 2326 to 3363 code for a protein of 345 amino acids. Lineage: Eukaryota; Viridiplantae; Streptophyta; Magnoliopsida; Poales; Poaceae.